Nerophis lumbriciformis (worm pipefish) is the source of this 1041-nucleotide messenger RNA. The record is from RefSeq and is a predicted model, not a curated record. Lineage: Eukaryota; Metazoa; Chordata; Actinopteri; Syngnathiformes; Syngnathidae.
AUGCAGAUCUUUGUGAAGACUCUCACUGGCAAGACCAUCACCCUCGAGGUGGAGCCUAGUGACACCAUUGAGAACGUCAAGGCUAAAAUCCAGGACAAGGAAGGCAUUCCCCCUGACCAGCAGAGGUUGAUCUUUGCAGGAAAACAGCUGGAAGAUGGCCGCACCCUCUCUGACUACAACAUUCAGAAGGAGUCCACCCUCCAUCUUGUCCUGCGUCUGCGAGGCAUUCCCCCUGACCAGCAGAGGUUGAUCUUCGCCGGUAAACAGCUAGAAGAUGGCCGCACCCUCUCUGACUACAACAUUCAGAAAGAAUCCACCCUCCAUCUUGUCCUGCGUCUGCGAGGUGGCAUGCAAAUCUUUGUGAAGACCCUCACUGGCAAGACCAUAACCCUUGAGGUGGAGCCCAGUGACACCAUUGAGAACGUCAAGGCCAAAAUCCAGGACAAGGAAGGCAUUCCCCCUGACCAGCAGAGGUUGAUCUUCGCCGGUAAACAGCUAGAAGAUGGCCGCACCCUCUCUGACUACAACAUUCAGAAAGAAUCCACCCUCCAUCUUGUCCUGCGUCUGCGAGGUGGCAUGCAAAUCUUUGUGAAGACCCUCACUGGCAAGACCAUAACCCUUGAGGUGGAGCCUAGUGACACCAUUGAGAACGUCAAGGCCAAAAUCCAGGACAAGGAAGGCAUUCCCCCUGACCAGCAGAGGCUGAUCUUUGCUGGCAAGCAACUUGAAGAUGGACGCACCCUCUCUGACUACAACAUUCAGAAGGAAUCCACUCUCCAUCUUGUCCUGCGUCUGCGAGGUGGCAUGCAAAUCUUUGUGAAGACCCUCACUGGCAAGACCAUCACCCUCGAGGUGGAGCCCAGUGACACCAUUGAGAACGUAAAGGCCAAAAUCCAGGACAAGGAAGGCAUUCCCCCUGACCAGCAGAGGUUGAUCUUUGCUGGCAAGCAGCUUGAGGAUGGCCGCACCCUUUCUGACUACAAUAUCCAGAAAGAGUCCACCCUUCAUCUUGUCCUGCGUCUGCGAGGUGGCCAGAAAUGA